Monopterus albus (swamp eel) is the source of this 5972-nucleotide messenger RNA. RefSeq names its product glutamate metabotropic receptor 7 (gene grm7). Gene Ontology annotation, cellular component: membrane. Gene Ontology annotation, biological process: G protein-coupled receptor signaling pathway. Lineage: Eukaryota; Metazoa; Chordata; Actinopteri; Synbranchiformes; Synbranchidae. The record is from RefSeq and is a predicted model, not a curated record. The coding region runs from base 1066 to 3753 and encodes 895 amino acids. The transcript is spliced from 11 exons. Gene Ontology annotation, molecular function: G protein-coupled receptor activity.
UCUCCCAGACAACACAACAACACAGCCAUUCUCCAUUCAAAAUACCAGGACUUGUCCAUAAUUCAAAAGAAAAUGUGCUUUUGCAGCGUUUCCGUGAAUUGUGUUUUGGCUCUGGGAACCCUAGACUGAUAAUUACGCGAACGUGCGUGGGUGGAUUGUGUGCGUGUGACUGCGUGAGUGUCUGUGCGUGACAGAGGGUUGGUGCAUGUUAGAGAGCGAGGCGAAGAGAGAGAGCGCGUGGGGUUUUGCUCCUCCACCUCUGCCAGGAGACAGACGAUGUCGCCUCUGGUCCCAUUAUUCGGACACUUCCAGCGCAGAAACACUGAGCACCACUGAGCUGCACCUUACUGGUUCUCUGAGCGCAGACAGGUGACUGUGGACCCGGGCUCGGGGGAGGGAUGAGCAGCCUGUCACAGACGGCUCGGUUCUCCGCGGAGCGCAGCUAUUUGGUGCGUGCUGAGUCGCUCUAGCGCCUUCUCCUUUUUGUCUUCACAUCUUGUUUUCAAGCUUGAGGGAACGACCAAACCCUGUCUGAUAUUUAUUCGCAGGUGUGACCAGGUUUGUUAAUCUUAUUUUUAGUAUGACAUCAGUGCCGAACGUGGGCUGGGUUAUUCACAUCUCCAGAGACGGAAUACGGGGAUAACCUAUAGGAAUUAACGGAGUGCUUCUCUUCCUCCCUCGCUGAUGGUGUUUUUUGGUUUGUUUGUUCCCCCUAAAAAUCCUGGAAUGGGAGCUCAAGCAACAAGCGACCAGGCUGUGUGCAGCACCUCUACGCACACUUACAAGGGAUAACGCAUUUGUGAAACAGUCGGUGGCUGGUUUGUGUGCAUAGAGGCUCUACCUGAGGAAUUACAGUAGUGAAACAAGCUGGCACCUGCCGUUUCCGAGUAAGGUGUGCGUUCUCUCUCUCUGCUGGGUCGAGGACAGGAAUGAACUCGUUUGCUGGAUUGUCAAACUAACGUAAAAAGUGCCUUGCACCUGCGGUUGAUCUACAUUUUUCCAGUCGGAGUCUGUGACGGAGCUGCAUUGACUGAAGUGUUCGUGGGGAGGAAGACAGACCCAGUCAUGGGCAGACACCCUGAUACUCUCCCCCAGCUGAAGCCCAGUUUUACAUUCCGGGUGCUGUGGUUGGUUCAAGCGUUGCUGGACCUGGCCGGCUCCCAGGAGAUUUACGCGCCGCACUCCAUCCGUGUGGAGGGCGACGUGACGCUGGGGGGGCUCUUCCCGGUCCACGCCAGGGGGGUCCCCGGGAUGCCGUGCGGGGACAUCAAGAAAGAAAACGGCAUCCACCGGCUGGAGGCGAUGAUGUACGCCCUGGACCAGAUUAACGGCGACGACGAGCUGUUGCCCAACGUCACCCUGGGCGCCCGGAUCCUGGACACCUGCUCCCGGGACACGUACGCGCUGGAGCAGUCGCUGACUUUCGUCCAGGCGCUCAUCCAGAAGGACACGUCGGAUGUGAGGUGCACCAACGGGGAGCCGCCGGUGUUUGUCAAGCCUGAGAAAGUUGUCGGAGUGAUAGGAGCGUCGGCCAGCUCGGUGUCCAUCAUGGUGGCCAACAUACUGCGCCUGUUUCAGAUUCCUCAGAUCAGCUAUGCUUCCACCGCCCCGGAGCUGAGCGACGACCGGCGGUACGACUUCUUCUCCCGGGUGGUCCCUCCGGACAGCUUCCAGGCUCAGGCCAUGGUGGACAUCGUCAAGGCCAUGGGCUGGAACUACGUGUCGACUGUGGCCUCAGAGGGCAGCUAUGGGGAGAAGGGGGUGGAUGCCUUCAUGCAGCUUUCCAGAGAAGCAGGUGGAAUCUGUAUCGCUCAGUCACUGAAGAUCCCUCACGACCACAAACCGUCCGACUUUGACAAACUCAUCCGUCUGCUGCUGGAUACUCGCUACGCCAGGACAGUCAUCCUGUUUGCUUCUGAUGAGGACAUCAGAGGCGUCCUGAAUGCCAGUAAGCGAGCGGACCAGGUCGGCCACUUCCUGUGGGUUGGCUCCGACAGCUGGGGGGCCAAGCACAGCCCCGUCCACCAGCUGGAGGACGCUGCUGUAGGAGCCAUCACCAUCCUGCCAAAGAGAGCCACCAUCAGCGGGUUCGACGCAUACUUCAUAUCACGGACUCUGGAGAACAACCGGAGGAAUGUGUGGUUUGCCGAGUACUGGGAGGAGAACUUCAACUGCAAACUGAUGAGCUCCUCCAAGAAGGAUGAGAGCAGCAGGAAGUGCACGGGUCAGGAACGCAUCGGCAUCGACUCCAAGUACGAGCAGGAGGGUAAGGUCCAGUUUGUGAUUGACGCAGUGUAUGCCAUGGCCCACGCCCUCCACAAUAUGCAGAGAGACCUGUGUCCAGAGAACUCUGGCAUCUGCCCGGAGAUGGACCUGGCCGGAGGGAAGAAACUACUCAAGUACAUCCGCAGUGUCAGCUUCAACGGAAGUGCUGGUACGUCAGUGACAUUCAACCGUAACGGUGACGCCCCUGGACGCUAUGAUCUGUUUCAGUACCAGUGGAACAACGUCAGCGGGCCGGGCUACCGGGUGAUCGGGCAGUGGACAGAGACGCUGCAGCUCAACAUUGAGGACAUGCAGUGGCCCCGGGGCGAGCAGGAGAUCCCCAGCUCUGUCUGCAGCCUUCCCUGUAAAACGGGCGAGAGGAAGAAGGUGGUGAAAGGCAUGCCGUGCUGCUGGCACUGCGAGCCCUGCGACGGCUACCAGUACCAGUACGAUGAGUUCACCUGCAAACUCUGCUCCUACAACAUGAGGCCGAGUGCCAACCGCACAUCCUGCCAGGCCAUACCCAUCAUAAAGCUGGAGUGGCACUCUCCCUGGGCAGUGAUUCCGGUUUUCCUGGCGAUGCUUGGGAUCAUCGCUACCAUCUUUGUCAUGGCUACGUUCAUACGCUACAAUGACACACCGAUUGUCCGGGCGUCCGGCAGGGAGGUGAGCUACGUCCUCCUGACUGGGAUAUUUCUGUGCUAUAUCAUCACGUUCCUCAUGAUUGCCAAGCCAGAUGUUGGUGUAUGCUCCUUCAGAAGGAUUUUCCUGGGUCUGGGAAUGUGCAUCAGCUACGCCGCCCUCCUCACCAAAACCAACCGUAUCUACCGAAUCUUCGAGCAGGGGAAGAAGUCGGUAACGGCGCCCAGGCUGAUCAGCCCCACGUCCCAACUGGCUAUCACCUCCAGCCUCAUCUCGGUCCAGCUGCUGGGGGUGUUAAUCUGGUUCGGGGUGGAUCCGCCCAACACCAUCAUAGACUACGACGAGCAGAAGACCAUCAACCCGGAUCUGGCACGGGGGGUGUUGAAAUGUGACAUCACAGAUCUUCAGAUUAUCUGCUCACUUGGCUACAGCAUCUUACUGAUGGUGACCUGUACUGUUUACGCCAUAAAGACCCGCGGAGUCCCUGAGAAUUUUAAUGAGGCCAAGCCCAUCGGCUUCACCAUGUACACCACCUGCAUCGUAUGGUUGGCUUUCAUACCCAUCUUCUUUGGCACGUCUCAGUCUGCAGAGAAGCUGUACAUCCAGAUGACCACACUGACCAUCUCCAUGAACCUUAGCGCCUCUGUGGCCCUCGGGAUGCUCUACAUGCCCAAAGUCUACGUCAUCAUUUUCCACCCAGAGCUCAAUGUGCAGAAGAGGAAACGUUCCUUCAAAGCUGUCGUCACAGCCGCCACAAUGUCGUCCCGACUCUCCCACAAGGCCAGCGACCGGCCCAACGGAGAGGCUAAGACAGAGCUGUGUGAGAACGUCGACCCCAACAGCUAAUUUCAUAAUUUAUCAGAGGCCCAGCAGCAAAGAAGAAAUAUGUGAGCUACAACGACCUUGUGAUCUAAUGGCAUUCCUCCAUCACGACGACUGAAGAAAAACCGAGAGACAUGGUAAUGACGAUAGGGGAUGUCUGGUCUCCUGCCCUGCUGUCUAAAACAGGAAACUGGAGCAAAAAGACGAGGAGCAGAAGAGUGUUUUAAGUUUUCUGUCUUUUUUGGUCUCGUGCUUCAUUGCCCACCACAGACGUUGAGAUUCUGGUGUGGAGCCUUGUGGGACUUUUCUUUGACCUAAGAAUUUGGGUAUAUUCAUUGUGUCUGAGAGAAAGAAGCCAGAAAGCAGAGACGAGGGCGGCUAAGCAUUUUUAAAAAAGAGCCGUGGUGAUGUUGGGAAACUGGUCUGAAAGUAAAAAAAAAAGUAUGUAAAACCCAGAAUCCUUUUGUUUGUGGUGUGGAGAACAAACACGGGGUGCAUGAGCAGACGCCUUGCAGCCUCUGGGUUGCUGUGAAUGGUCAGCAGCGUUCUGUCUGCUGUUGAUGUCAAACAAAGCAGCCGUCUCAGCCUGAUUUGUAUGGAGUCGUCUCUUAAUGUACUUCCAACAGCAAGUUUUUCCACCACGUGUAGUUCUUUAUGGCUUCUGUGUUGAUUUUCGUUUUUAUUUUGAACAAUGAUUAUGACGUUGAUGAUGAAUCUAUUUUGGUCUUGCUUCUUGAAUGCACAUUGUUUUUUAUUAAAGCCAUAUUCUUUGCUUUGAGAUGUGGAGGGCUUUGCUCACGCUGCCACCUGGAAUCUGAGUUUUGUCACUUCAAUGUCACAAAAGACGACUAAACCUUUAAAGAGAUUUUUUCAGUUGCUUCUUGCUCUGAUCACACUACUUCCAGUAAGGACUGAUUAAACUAAAUGAAGCUGACAAAUACAGUCUAAUUAUUUAUUUUCAGUCUGACACUCUGCACUCCGCCUCAUACAAACCCGAUCGUUCCUAUCCGUGCUCCUAUUUGACUGACAUCGGACUUUAGGAAGGAGCAAGUGCAAUUUUACAUAACCGCUGCAACGGGGCCCAGGUUGCUUUAGAGUACCUUUAUCAGGGCUAUGAGCUGUGUGUCACAGCCCCAGCUGUGGCGGUGAGCACUCGCACCAGCAGCCAAACUACAGUAACUAACUUCCUGUUGUUGUUACCUGCAUGCACCUGUCCUGUUCGCCCCACACAUACCUCCAACUUAAACCAGAGAACCAGACUGCCUCGACCUUUCCAGUGUUCUCCUGAUUAUCUGACUGGGAGUCAGAUCUGAAGACGCUUGUUUUCUCAGAAACUUGUAACAAAUCUUAAGCUGUGAACUUUCAUGGCCAGCCAAAAAGGAUGAGAGCGUGACGAAGCAUGCUUUUGUGUUAUUUGUGGGUCCAGAAAUCUUCACUUCAGUCUUCUGACAUGGUAAAAAUCGGAUUCCUCAGCUGGCCGUGAAUGCAAAGCCAAAAAAAUAAAAUAAAAACAUUAAAUAAAUAGAUAAAUAAAUGGGCGUGUUUGUAAAAGCCUUUUUGUUUGACUUGUUUGAAAUGUUUGUGGUCCCAUGAUGAAAGCAUCCCAUCCUGACGUAUGUUCCUUCUUCACACUCUCAUACAUGAUGACUUCUCCAGUAUUUUGUCGGUGUAUGAUGAUGAUGAUGAUGACGACCCUUAACUGUGUUGUAGCUGGCUCCAAGACAACAGUCUGCGCUGGCUCUGUGCCGAGUACCUGGUGACCUCCUGGACUACUGGUACAACAAACAGCGUUGAUGUCGAGGUCGUCAAUGCAUGCCUGAUAUGUUCGAUGUUGAAACAGAAAAAAAGUUUUGAAUAAUGAAAAUCUAACAGUUGAUUCCACCUGUCUGCUCUGAAUUGUACUGUUUUUUUUUAUUUACUAUGUUUCUUUACCAUUAUCUUCCACUGAUAUGUUCUCACACAGCAGAAUAUGGCUUUGACGGGUUUCUUACGUUCCUGGAAACUAUGGGAAAUGGAGAGAAAUAUGGAUAUAUAUUUAGAAAACUAAAUACUUGUUUAAAAAAAGGAAGCAUGUAUGUUUUCUACUGUUUGUACUAGGUAUAUUCAUGUUGCCCUUGCUGCUUAUGUCCCAGUGUUGUGGGAGAUAUUUACAUCUGGCCACUCAUGCAACUAUUCUGUGGUGUUGUCUAAGAAUGUAUCAACAUGAAAUAAAAAACAACUUUGGUUAUUUUUUUAUAUAUUCC